AUGCGACGGUGUCAAGGGUCGUAUGAAUUAAUGGGAUUUGGUACAGGGACGGGCGAAUGGUUCGGUUUUCUCCGCAGCAGAUUCCAGAAAGGUACGCGGAUCGUACCAUGUACCCUCCCCAUCAGUCAGACUACUGGCGAAGUGCAAAUCCCUUGCGAUAUCUCCAGGAAACCACGCCGGGACCUGCAGUGCCAUCCUCAACUGAGCAUUGCUGAGGCGAUCACCGACCACCCUUUAGGCUACCAGUCUGCUUUAAAUAGUUACAUAUUGUUCAUGCGGGGGCUGGUCGAGGAAAUUUUGAAGAAGGGAAAGGCUCGAGAGUUUCUUAAGAUGUGA
Messenger RNA from Histoplasma capsulatum G186AR, 336 nucleotides. RefSeq lists its product as uncharacterized. Bases 1 to 336 code for a protein of 111 amino acids. The transcript has a single exon. NCBI's taxonomy places the organism in Eukaryota, Fungi, Ascomycota, Eurotiomycetes, Onygenales, Ajellomycetaceae. The record is from RefSeq and is a predicted model, not a curated record.